CUCGAUGAUGUCAGCACUCAGACGCGUCGCGUCAGGGUUGGUUAUAAACAGCUACGGUUUGGUGUUGGAUACUGUUUGCUGUGUAGGGGAUCCGGGAAUACCGCUCAGAGGAUAGAAUCAGUGAUGACGUCUGCUGUUGCUGCUGCACAUCCGGUGUCUGCUUCUGCUCAGGAUCCAGAGCUCGAGGAACCUGCACACGCCGACAUACUGCUAAGCGACUCUGAAAGCGACUCUGAAAAUCCUUUAAAACGCGUCUUCUCCAUCGCUUUCGACCAGGAACCGCGUCGGUCUCUGCGGCCUCGGUCAUCCCCUCCUACCUCUCUCCCCAGCUCGCAAACCUCUGUGUCCGCAGAUAAUACUGCUCUUAAAGAUGAAUCUCUGUCUGCAGACAAUACCGCUCUUAAAGACGAAGCCGAGACUGUGCUUGACUCUGGUGUCUCAGAGACAGAGGAGGUGGAAGGAGAUAUAGAUGACUUUGACAUGGACUCAGACUUCGAGCCGGAAGCCAACGACGACGACAUCGACAGCAAGCCCUCGCCGUCUAAACAGCAGAGAAGCGUCAGCAGCACUCCAACACCCGACGACACGCUGCUCCCGACCGUAUCCUCCGCCGCGCGCGAGAAGCUCGAGCAGCUGAUCGUGCGACCAGACCAGAGUCUCGGCGAGAAAGACAAGCUGCCGGCGCCGCCUGGGCUGAGUGUCGAGCUGCUGCCGCACCAGGUGCUGGGAUACUCUUGGAUGUGCAAGAUGGAGAGGAGCAAGUUACGGGGAGGGAUUCUGGCUGAUGAUAUGGGUCUGGGAAAGACGAUUCAGUCAAUAUCUCUAAUCAUAGGCAGACCAUGGACAAACAAAGCCCGCCGGCCAACACUGAUUAUCGUGCCCAACGCAGUCAUCCACCAAUGGCGCGCCGAGUUCAAGGCAAAAGUCCGCCGCGCAUACCAACCCUCGGUCCUGAUCCACCACGGCAACUCAAAAGUAUCCUCGUUCGACAAGCUGCUAGAGUACGACGUCGUGCUGACUACCUUCCACACGAUCGCGCACGAGUACAAAGCGAUGAUGGCCGCGGACGCGGGGGGUGAGGGGAGAUCGCAGUACGUGUUUUUCGGACCGAAGAGUAAGUUCCAUCGCUUGAUUCUCGACGAAGCUCAGACGGCCAAGAAUCGGGAUACGUUGCUCACGCGGGGCGCAUGCGAGAUCGACGCGACGUAUCGCUGGUGUCUGAGCGGGACGCCGAUGCAGAAUAACCCGGGCGAGCUACAGAGUCUGCUGAAGUUUCUUCGCGUGGAACCGUACAAUGAUCGGAAGCGAUUCAUGAAGGAUAUCGGACAGGCGCUCAAAGACGGUGAUCCGGACCCGGUCGCGAUCAGAAAGUUGCAGGAGCUUCUAAACACGGUGCUGCUGCGGCGGACGAAGGAUACGGUGAUGGAUACGAAGCCGAUAUUUGUGUUGCCCGGGAAAAAGACUGAGAUUGUCAAAAUCCCGCUCUCGAAAGCUGAUCGGACGGUUUACGACGUGCUCGAGCAAAAGGCGAGGACGGAGGCGAAGGAUAUGAUACGUAAUCGCGAUUUCAGCUGCUUGCUCGAGAUGAUAAUCAGAUUGAAGCAAGCGUGUCUUCAUAGCUUAAUGGUUCCGCGAGUCAAAGAUCCGACGGUAUCGGAAGCUAGAAUGCGAAGGAGGCUGAUGCGGUCGCUGGAAAAGAGAUUUAUUGGAUCAACGAAAAUCGCAAAGCUGGUUGAGAUAUUGCGCAACAUUAGAAAAAACUACCCUGGCGAGAAAGUCCUCAUCUUCUCGGAAUACACUCAGUUUCUCGAAAUAAUCUCGCUUCCGCUUCGCAUGGAAGGCAUCAGCUAUGUACAGUACAACGGCAGCAUGACGAGCAGCGCCCGUUCGGCCGCGGUGCAGUCGUUCAAGAACGACGACAGGGUUAUGAUCAUGCUGACCUCGAUGCGCGCCGGCAGUGUCGGGCUGAACCUGACGUGCGCGUCGCACUGCAUAUUCAUGGAUCCGUCGUGGAACCCGUCGAUUGAGCGGCAGGCGGUGGACCGCGCGUACAGAUAUGGGCAGACGAGGGUGGUGCAUGUGUAUAAGCUGAUUGUGGAGAAUACGAUCGAGGAGCGGAUCUUGGCGAUGCAGCAGGUCAAGCAGGACAUGACUGACGCGGCAUUGAACGAGCAUACGUUAGGGGAAGUGGCCAAGUUGGGAUCACAGGAAAAGUUGAACCUGCUGUUUGGAACCGCCACAGCAGCAGCAGCAUCAUAAGGAUAAUAG
Molecule: messenger RNA, 2268 nt
Organism: Myxozyma melibiosi
Lineage: Eukaryota; Fungi; Ascomycota; Lipomycetes; Lipomycetales; Lipomycetaceae
Product: SNF2 family N-terminal domain-containing protein
Exons: 6
Coding region: 124-2259 (711 amino acids)
Biological process (GO): double-strand break repair via homologous recombination
Cellular component (GO): nucleus; cytoplasm
Molecular function (GO): ATP-dependent chromatin remodeler activity; ATP binding
Source: RefSeq, a predicted model, not a curated record